This is a messenger RNA of Drosophila rhopaloa, 469 nucleotides long. RefSeq lists its product as uncharacterized. Bases 52 to 255 code for a protein of 67 amino acids. The record is from RefSeq and is a predicted model, not a curated record. NCBI's taxonomy places the organism in Eukaryota, Metazoa, Arthropoda, Insecta, Diptera, Drosophilidae. The transcript has 2 exons.
UUAUCAUUUGUAUAACUAUCAUAAAGACGGCACUUGAACAAACCUUGCAGGAUGACUCGCCUUUUCGUUCUAAUUCUUCUUCUGUCGUUGCUGACUGAUAGUGCUUUUGGAUCCAUCGAUCAGCUAAUUCGAAGUAUUGCCAGUGCAUUUGGUGGAGGUGCUACCGUGGGUAUAAAUGCUAAUGUCCCAAGAUCCGGAUUUGGUAUUAGAACACCCAACAGCGAAUUUUCUGUGGGAUAUGGCUUUGGUCGGUGAGUUCCCCGACUUGUGGUUCAAGCCUUCACCACUUUGUUUUUGACUUUGACCAGGCUGACAAGAACAUGAAUUGUAAAUUAGUAUUUGAAUUUGAUCGUCAAUUGUUAUGGAAAAUAUUUACUAAAUUGAAAUGUAUAGCAAUAAAAAUGGAUAAAGGAUUGAGUGUGAGAAGCAAUCAAAAAUAAAUAAAGGCAUCUGCUUUUUACGGAUUUAA